AUGAAUCCAAAACGACCCGCCGUCUUGUCAGUAUGGCAGGCAGUUCUGUCUUGUCGCCGAUGCAAUACCCCGUUCCUUUCGAUAGAUCUGAAACGAUUCUCUUCGUCAAAACGAUGGCAAUCACGGCAACGCAGCGAUAUGUUCACCAGAGAAGCUGUGGUUAGAGGCCUUAAGAGCAGAGCAGCAUUCAAACUCUUAGAGAUCGACGAACAAUAUAGGAUAUUCCGGAGUGGGCAAACGGUCGUUGAUCUCGGAUAUGCACCGGGUUCAUGGUCUCAAGUCGCGGUAACUCGAACGAAGCCCAAUGGUCGAGUCCUAGGUGUGGAUAUCAUCCCUGCCCAGCCUCCGAAAGGCGUUUCGACGAUCCAGGGCAAUUUCCUUUCUCCAAACAUCCAAGAAUAUGUCUUAGAAUUCGUACGAGAUCCCAAUCGCGGUCGACCGCGAUUACCUGCUCCGCCGGUGGAUGAAGCUGAACAUCUCACGGCGGACAAUGAUGCUACCAUCUUACGCGAGAGUUCUGCUGCUGGUAAUGAUAAGGGCAAGGAGGAAAAUGGAAAACAAAAAGAACGAACCGUCGAUGUUGUUCUAAGCGACAUGAUGAUGAACACCAGUGGAAUAGCUUUUCGGGAUCACGCUGGAAGCAUGGAUCUGUGUCGAGCAGCGCUGCAGUUCAGCUUCAAUGUCCUAAAAGCUGGCGGUCACUUUGUGUGCAAGUUCUACCAAGGGCCGGAAGACAAACUCUUCGAAAAGCAGCUCAAGGCGUUGUUCGAGAAAGUACAUAGGUUGAAGCCGGAAUCGUCUCGGAGUGAGUCACGGGAGGCAUUUUUUGUUGCUAUGGCUAGGAAGCCAAAUGCCGCAAGGUCAGACGUGCUCGAUAUCGAAUGA
Talaromyces marneffei is the source of this 885-nucleotide messenger RNA. RefSeq lists its product as uncharacterized. Lineage: Eukaryota; Fungi; Ascomycota; Eurotiomycetes; Eurotiales; Trichocomaceae. The transcript has 7 exons. Gene Ontology annotation, molecular function: rRNA (uridine-2'-O-ribose)-methyltransferase activity. The coding region runs from base 1 to 885 and encodes 294 amino acids. Gene Ontology annotation, biological process: RNA methylation. The record is from RefSeq and is a predicted model, not a curated record. Gene Ontology annotation, cellular component: mitochondrion.